UAACUAUUACCAGUAUCACUAUUCCCUGAGUUCCUGCUGGGUGUCGUGCACUUAGGAUGCAUUAUCUUGUUUAAACUCAGCACCUUAUUCCAGCCAGCUCCCUGUGUCCAUCUGUUCCACAUCCAGGGAUCAAAAAUGUAGAAGGGCCUUUGAUUCUUGUAUCGGUAUUGAACAUGCACAGAUUUUCCUCUUGUCAUUUUCUCUACGCAAUCCAGUGUAACAAUUAUUUCCAUAGCAUGGGUGUUGUAUUGAAGAGCGUGGGUGUUGUAUUGCAUAUUCUAAGUCAUCUAGAAAUGAUUUAAAGCUACGAGAGGAAAUGCACAGGUUCACGCAGCCCUUUCAUGUAAGGGACCUGGUUAUUUGUGGAUGUUGACAUAUCGGGCAUCUCAGAACCAAUCUUGUUAACACAUGGGACAGUUGUAUAACAGUCUUUUCACAUCUGGACCGACAAUGACUGGACAGGUGAAGGAGCACCUCAGGGGUCCUUCUAGGAAGAACUCCCAGGUGACCCAGUGCUCCAAACACUGAGGCUUCUUUUCUGUCUCCUCUGUCAAGUGUGACUGCCAUGUUGCGACUUAACCAUACCCUCGUGUCGGAGUUCAUCCUCAUCGGCUUCUCCGCCUUCCCCCACCUCCAGCUGAUGUUCUUCCUGCUCUUCCUGCUCAUGUACCUCUUCACGCUGCUGGGCAACCUGCUCAUCAUGGCCACCAUCUGGAGCGAGCGCAGCCUCCACACCCCCAUGUACCUCUUCCUGUGCGCCCUCUCCAUCUCCGAGAUCCUCUACACCUUGGCCAUCAUCCCCCGCAUGCUGGCUGACCUGCUCUCCGCCCACCACUCCAUCGCCUUUGUCGCCUGCAGCAACCAGAUGUUCUUCUCCUUCACAUUUGGCUUCACCCACUCCUUCCUGCUCACCAUCAUGGGCUAUGACCGCUACGUGGCCAUCUGCCACCCGCUGCGCUACAACGUGCUCAUGAGUCCCCAUGCCUGUGCCUGCCUGGUGGCCUGGUCCUGGGUGGGUGGCUCUGUCAUGGGGCUGGUGGUGACAAUGGCCAUUUUCCAUCUCACCUUCUGUGGACCCAACGAGGUCCAACAUUUCUUCUGCCACGUCCCACCCCUGUUGAAGCUGGCCUGUGGGGAGGAUGUCCCAGUGGUGGCCAAAGGUGUGGGCCUGGUGUGCAUCACGGCCCUGCUGGGCUGCUUCCUCCUCAUCCUCCUCUCCUACGCCUUCAUCGUGGCCGCCAUCUUGAGGAUCUCAUCAGCAGAGGGACGGCACAAGGCCUUCUCCACCUGUGCCUCCCACCUCACAGUGGUCAUCGUGCACUAUGGCUUUGCCUCUGUCAUCUACCUCAAGCCCAAGGGACCGCAGUCCCUGGAAGGAGACACCUUGAUGGGCAUCACCUACACGGUCCUCACGCCCUUCCUCAGCCCCAUCAUCUUCAGCCUCAGGAACAAGGAGCUGAAGGUCACCAUGAAGAAGACCUUGCUCAGCAAACUCCUUCCCCAGAACUCUUGAAGAGGCUGGCCCUCCACAGGGACUGCUUGUGAGCAGUUCACUCUUCCAUCUCCCUCCUCUCCUCCCUUCUCCUCCUCCCCUCUCUCCUUCCUUCCUUGUUAAUGGUUAUGCCGGCCGUUGCUCCCAAGCUUUUCAGCAUUGAUCAUCUAGGUUCCAUCUUUUUGGCACCUUUAAUGAGAUAUGACUCAUGUACCAUAUAAUUUAUUGUUUGAAGUUUUGUGCAGUCAUCAGCACAGCCAAUUUUGGACAUUUUCAUCACCUGCAAAAGGAAUCCCUGAUCCCUCCAAUCAUUGCUCCUAUUUCCCCCAGGCCCUGACAACCACUAAUAUAGUCUCUCUUUGGAUCUCCCUCUUGUGGACAUUUCAUAGAGGUGGAAUCAUAUGAUGCAUGUCUUCCAGUGUUUGCGUUCUUUCACUCAGCAUCAUGUUUUCAGGGUUCAUCCAUGUUGUAUGAUGGAUCAGUGCUUCAUUCCUUUUCGUGGUUGUAUGCUAUUCCACUGUUUGGCUAGACCACAUUCUGGUUAUCAGCUCAGCAAUCAAUAGUCAUUUGCUUUCUCUCUCUCUUUUGUCUAUUAUGAAUUAUGCUGCUCUAAAUAAUAAUGUACAAAUUUUUGCAUGAGCAUAUGUCUUCAUAUCUUUUGCUAUAUACCUAAGAGUGUAAUUGAUGGACCAUACAGUAACUCCGUGUUUAGUCAUUUGUGGAACUGCCACAGUAUCUUCCAAAGAGACUGCUCGUUUUAGAUCCCCACCAACAGUGUUCUGAUUGCUUCACAUUCUCACCAAUAACUUUAAUUCCUUUCUUUUUCACUGUAGUCAUCCUAGUGGUAUCUUAUUGGUAUUUAAUUUGAUUUUUCAGGAUUGAACCCAGGACCUUUCACAUACUAGGCAAGCGCUCUACCACUGAGAAACCCAACGAGUAAUGAGUAAUGAUAGAUCUUAAGAGUUUAACGUAUGUGUUCUUUUACUUUAAGAGGAAAAUAGAAUCAGUAGUUCUAUUUUGAAGAUGAAGAAACUGAAGUACAAAGAGAUUAAGUCAGUCGCUAAAGUCCCGGCUGUGAAGCAGAAAGGCCCGGAACUUAUUCUUUGAGUUGAAGAACAGGGAUCAGAAGCACCCACUUCUCAAGGGGUAGGAGGGGGAAGACCAGGGAGGAAGGAGAGUUGGAUUGGAAACAAGAGAUGAACUCCAGCUAACACCAAGGAAAUGAGCCCAGGAUGAAGAAAUACGUUCUUAUCACGAGGUUAGGAAGAAAUACCUACUGGGUGAGAAUUAGGGAGACCCCUUAAGAGUUUGGUCAAACUGAACAUCAUGUUUCUGUUUUGUUAUUUUUUAGUAGCUGAAUUGAUAUGGAAAAGGUCAUCAUGUUUAAAUACAAAUUGAGUAUAAACUAUCCAAAGUGCCUGGGAUUAGAAGUAUUUCAGAUUUCAGAAUUUUUUUUUCAGAUCUUGAAAUAUGUGCAUCUACACAUUGAGAUAUCCUGGGGAUAGAACACGGGCCUCAACAUGAAAUCAUGUAUGUUUCGUACACACCACAUACACAUGUCCUGAAAGGAAUUACCUGCAGUGUUUUUAGUCACCUGCACUUUGGCUGUGACCCAUUAUGGAAGUCACACAUGGAAUUUUCCAGUUAUGACAUCAUGCUCCAAAAUUUUGGACUUGGGAGCAUUUUUCACAUUUUGGAUGUUGACAGAAGUUCAACCUGUAUUGAGCUGUUUGCCUAAAAAAAUUCCUGAUCCCUUCUAAAGCCAGGUUCUUGGGU
This is a messenger RNA of Marmota monax (woodchuck), 3268 nucleotides long. Its product is annotated as olfactory receptor 10H1-like. Gene Ontology annotation, biological process: G protein-coupled receptor signaling pathway. Gene Ontology annotation, molecular function: G protein-coupled receptor activity; olfactory receptor activity. Lineage: Eukaryota; Metazoa; Chordata; Mammalia; Rodentia; Sciuridae. The coding region runs from base 566 to 1513 and encodes 315 amino acids. The record is from RefSeq and is a predicted model, not a curated record. The transcript has a single exon. Gene Ontology annotation, cellular component: membrane.